AUGAAUGAGAAAAAUGAGACAAUGGUGACCUUCUUCAUUCUUAAUGGGCUUUUGGAUAUCCCCCAAUUACAAGUGCUUAUAUUUCUUCUGGUUCUUCUAAUUUAUCUUAUAUCUCUUGGUGGCAACAUGUCCAUUCUUUUAUUGGUGUGCCUAGAUUCUCAGCUUCACACUCCAAUGUAUUUCUUCCUGUGUAAUCUGUCGAUUGUCAACAUGACUUCCACCACUGUAACACUACAUAGGAUCCUUGUUAUCUUUGUAACAGAGAAUAAUGUAGUAUCUUUCAAUGACUGCAUGGCACAGGUCUACUUCUUUGGAUGGUUAUGCGGCAAUGAGUUAAUCCUACUUACUAUCAUGAGCUAUGAUCGUUAUGUUGCCAUCUGCAAGCCAUUGCAUUAUUCAACUGUCAUGAAUAGUAAAGUCUAUGUUGGCUUGGCCAUAUUCUGCUGGUCAUUUAGUCUUCUACAAAUUCUACCUGCAAUGGGUAUAUUGUCAAGAUUUUCUUGCUAUACUUCCAUUAAAAUGAACCACUUCUUCUGUGAUAUUAUAGGAGUGAUGUACCUAUCCUGCGAUGACACCUCUAUUUUGGAGCUGUUAAUAUUCACACAGGGGGGGUUACUUUCAGUCUUCACCCCAUUUCUCCUCACCUUCAUCUCCUACUCAUUCAUUAUUGCAACCAUAAUGAGAAUUAAGACAAGUACGGGGAGAUCUAAAGCUUUCUACACAUGUUCCUCACACCUAACUGUUGUUACUCUUCACUAUGCAAGUCUUGUUUGUCAAUAUUUCACCCCGAUUGGUUUGAUUAAGUCCAGUAAAUUUUUGUCUUUGCUUAACACAGCUGUGAUUCCCAUGCUAAACCCUUUCAUUUACAGCCUAAAAAAUAAGGAUGUGAAGUCAGCUCUACAGCGGAAGCUCGAGUAUUUUAUGAUCAAUUUUUAA
Molecule: messenger RNA, 936 nt
Organism: Rana temporaria (common frog)
Lineage: Eukaryota; Metazoa; Chordata; Amphibia; Anura; Ranidae
Product: olfactory receptor 2AP1-like
Exons: 1
Coding region: 1-936 (311 amino acids)
Biological process (GO): G protein-coupled receptor signaling pathway
Cellular component (GO): membrane
Molecular function (GO): G protein-coupled receptor activity; olfactory receptor activity
Source: RefSeq, a predicted model, not a curated record